Molecule: messenger RNA, 1518 nt
Organism: Sciurus carolinensis (gray squirrel)
Lineage: Eukaryota; Metazoa; Chordata; Mammalia; Rodentia; Sciuridae
Gene: Mis18a
Product: MIS18 kinetochore protein A
Exons: 5
Coding region: 16-732 (238 amino acids)
Biological process (GO): chromosome segregation; CENP-A containing chromatin assembly
Cellular component (GO): nucleus; chromatin; chromosome, centromeric region
Source: RefSeq, a predicted model, not a curated record
GGCGAUUUGUAGGUUAUGGCGGGCUCUUGGUCACCGGAUUGUCGCCCAGGGUGCACCUUCCCUUGCUGCGCGUGUGACCGCAAGGACAAGUGGAACGACUCCUCGCUGUUGGGCAGGCGGAUCUCCGAAGGCUCGAGCCGCCACCAGCUGCUGCAGCAGUGGGCGAGCAUGUGGAGCUCCGCGAGCGCGGACGCGACCGAGGCCGGCGCGGAGAAGGCGCGGCCGGGGGAGGCGGCGGCGGCGGCGGCGGCGGCGGCGGCGGAGAACCCGCUGGUGUUCCUGUGCUCCGGCUGCCGGCGGCCGCUGGGCGACUCGCUGAGCUGGGUCAGCGGCCAGGAGGACACCAACUGCAUCCUGCUGCGCUGUGUUUCCUGUAAUGUUUCUGUGGAUAAGGAGCAAAAGCUUUCCAAAUGUAAAGAUGAAAAUGGUUGCAUUCUUGAGACUUUGUACUGUACGGGCUGCUCCCUCAAGCUUGGCUACGUAUACAGGUGCACUCCCAAGAAUCUAGAUUACAAGAGGGACUUGUUUUGCCUCAGUGUUGAAGCCAUCGAAAGUUAUACUUUAGGGUCCUCUGAAAAACAAAUUAUGCCUGAAGAUAAAGAGCUUUUUAGUCUUGAAAGCCGAGUUGAAAUAGAAAAGUCUCUAAAACAGAUGGAAGAUGUCUUGAAAGCAUUGCAAACGAAGCUGUGGGAGGUUGAAUCAAAAUUGUCCUUUAGGAGUUGCAGUAGCUGAACUUCAUUCCGUGUCUCUCCUUUCCCAUCCCUUAUUUCUUAAAUGAGAGGAAUUGUAGAAUUAUUUCUGCAGCUAUAUUUUUAUGGUAAAGAGGUGAUUGUUUCCCAUAUUCGAAAUUUUAAGCUAUUUUAUGAUACUUGCUGGAAUUGGAAUUUAGGAGUUUGUAUUUUGAUAUGAAACUGGGAUGAUUUUUCUGAAUUUUCUGAGUCAGAUACAUUAUUCUUGAUUUUUUAUUUUUUAAAGAAUGAUCUCACUUUUAAUACUUUGGACAAUAUUAAAUAGUGAAUGGUAAAAUCUUCAGAGUUUUUUCUACCUGCUGUGUGGUUGAAUCUUUAAAAAUUAAUGUUACAGCUCUCUGGAGAACCUGUCUAUUGAAUUAUUUGUCAGAACCAUUUGGAAACUUGUAGAAGAACAGAGUAUCACCUAUGUAUAUUAGGAUUCCUCUUUAUGCUAUUUAUUUACUACUGUAUGCUAAAAAAGCUUACCAGAGCAGUAAGCAUCUCGGGGGGUAGGAUUCUGAGGGAUUUGGGGUUUUUCAGUUUUCUGUAAUGUGAGACAUUUGUUAAUAGUAAGCAUGUAUUGUAUUUAUGAUCAGGAAGAGAAUAAAGAUUAAAACAGAGUGCUCUAAGGUUGAUUUUUACAAACUGAAUUGUGCUGUUUGAGGUCAGAAAUCCUGGUGCCGUGGAAUCCAGAUAUUCGCUGAGCAUGGCACUGUGGCAGGCCUCUUGGAAUGUAAAGGUUGCCCCAUAUUUCCCUAGGUCUCUUUCUACUUCUGGAUACAAAUAA